Molecule: messenger RNA, 2589 nt
Organism: Psilocybe cubensis
Lineage: Eukaryota; Fungi; Basidiomycota; Agaricomycetes; Agaricales; Agrocybaceae
Exons: 2
Coding region: 1-2589 (862 amino acids)
Source: RefSeq, a predicted model, not a curated record
AUGGACGAGGUCCUUGUCGCAAGUCACACCAUCGCCGCGCAGCCACUUGUAGUCACGUCAGAUCUUGGGGCAUCUGGUUCCCUUUUACUUCUGGUUAAGAAGACCAGGGAAACCCUCUCGCACCCUCAGACGCCUCUCAUAGCGGUUCUCCAGUUGCUUUUACUUGUUUACUCUUUUUUUGUUUGCUCGACGCACCUAGGACGCCGCUGGCACAUCAUUUUUGGAGCCCACCGCGAGGGUGUUUCAAACAUUGAGCCUUCAACCAGCCGUUCGCUUCGACAGCUUCCGUCUAGAACCCUUCGUCAAGAACUAGUUGCUGCCUUCCAAAACCCAGAAAACCUUUCAGACGAAUCACUAUUCAUUGAAGUACCCGAAAAUCAAGCCACUCAUUCGUAUCUACCAUCUCCAACAUCACCUCUAUUCUCUCCAUCUGAACUCCCUUCCCCUAUAUCCGGAUCCUUUGAAUUUCCAACCACAACACACUCGCAUAUCAGUCCUUUCAUUCUAACACCUUCUCCAACCUCAAACACCCUUCAACUCCCAUUGCAACAGUUUAUGCCCCAGCCUGAAGCUGCUACCAUGUCUCCACACAUGCCAGCUCGAGGUGAUCGCAGUGCACCAUCAUUUGAUCCCACAAAGCCCAGGGAGCUUUGCCGUUAUUUUUCCGACCUAGAAUUCUUGUUUUCAAUCUCAAAUGUCACCGAUGAUACGGAACAGAAGAAGCAUGCGGUUAGAUACGUCAGUCUUGACGUUGCAGACAUCUGGGAAACGCUUCCAGAGUUCACCAACCCUCUCAAGAAUUACCAGAGCUUCAAAGCGGCUGUUAUGGACCUUUACCCCGAUGCUAAUGACGCAUACAGGUACACCAUGUCAGACAUGGAUUUAUUAAUUGGAAACCGUCAACGUUUAGGCAUCCACACCCUCUCUGAUCUCGCAGAAUAUCAUUCCCAGUAUAUGGCGGUCACAAACUUCCUAUGCUCGAAAUCCAAGCUGUCUACACUGGAACAGAAGCGUGGUUAUGUUCGUGCAUUCCAACCGGCGCUUUGGGCAAAGAUUUCGCAACGAUUGCAACUCAAGAAGCCUGACCAUUACCCAGACGAGCCCUACGACAUAAUCGACGUCCAGACAGCUGCAAAAUUUGUUUUACAUGGCACCCACACAGCAAGCGCUUUGGCAAUCCCUUCUUCUACUCCUACAGCUUCUAUCCCCGACGUCUCAAUUAAACCAGAGCAACUCGGUUCUAUAUUCACAGAAUUUACCAAAUCGAUUAUAGAGGCGCUUAAUAGUACUCAGAAUCGCUCAAGAUCAACAGAACCAACCACUCAAUCUGGAAUCCGAGAAGUCAAAUGCAAUUUCUGUGGAAAGGAUCAUUAUAUUCGUAACUGCGACCUCGUUGAAGAGUAUAGGCGCGCUGGAAAGUUAAAGCGCAACACAGAAGGCAAAAUUGUACUCCCCUCAGGUGCAUUCAUCCCCAGAGACAUCCCUGGCACCUUAAUGAAGGAAAGAAUCAAUGAAUGGCAUCGUCGCAACCCAAAUCAACUUGCUACAGCUACUCUAUCCGCCAGUACAUUAUUUGGUGCGGUUUCGUCAGUUCAAACGCCUUUGGAAUCGUUAAGCGCCCGUCAGACAAUCCAGUUGACAUACCACCUUACUGCUGACGAUAGGAUCACUUUGCUAGAGGCUGAACUCUUCAAUCUGCGUGCCAAACGACCUGGGUUCACUCCAAUUAUUCGUACUCGAGCACAGAAAGAAAGGGCACCCGUUGCUGAAGAAGACAGAGAGAUUUCGCCACCUAGAGACUCUGAAGCACCCAAACCGUCUACUUCUACUCCAGAUACCUCGUCUCAGCCUCCCAUGGUUCAAAAUAACGAUAUAACUGCGCCCAGAGCGACUACAGACGAUCCUCAAACGGAACAUCCGUUCAGAAACGCAUUAGACGCCGUGUAUAUGCCUCCUCAGUCCAGAAAUGUUGCAGCACUUCCAAAGCCCGCACCCAAGAAGAACGAACCGGCCUAUCGAACAUUCCCCCCCAUCUACGACUCUGACGUUGCCAAUACAGUGUAUAAUCGGUCUCUUGAAGCUCCAGUCACCAUUACUCAAAGGGAACUUCUGUCUAUCGCUCCAGAGAUCCGUUCACAAUACAGGGAUUCCACAACGUCUAAACGCAGUGCAAACACGGAUAAAAUAGCUCAGACAAACCUGUUGGAAAACAGGGCGGACCCUACAAGCAAUACAGUUGUUUUCAAUGCCUCCACAGUGCAUCCUUUGCCCUCCAGCCAGCACCGAAGUCCCCCAGAAGGUUCUACAGUUAUUGACGACCCCUUUGACAUUUAUUAUCGCUCCCUUCGCCCUGGACAACACCCCGACCCCAACAAAAUUAUUGUGGCUAAGGAAUCUUCAGCACUUCGUUCAAUCUAUCCUAUUGUUGACAACUCUCUCAAAGUGGAAUGUAUUCUUGAUCCUGGCUGCCAGAUAAUAGCUAUGUCUGAAGAUGUUUGCCAUAGCCUCUCCCUCAUCUAUGACCCGACUAUCAAACUCAACAUGCAGUCUGCAAAUGGCACAGUGGACCAGUCUCUAGGCCUCGCUUGA